Molecule: messenger RNA, 18890 nt
Organism: Homo sapiens (human)
Lineage: Eukaryota; Metazoa; Chordata; Mammalia; Primates; Hominidae
Gene: PIP4K2A
Product: phosphatidylinositol-5-phosphate 4-kinase type 2 alpha
Exons: 10
Coding region: 15500-16543 (347 amino acids)
Biological process (GO): 1-phosphatidyl-1D-myo-inositol 4,5-bisphosphate biosynthetic process; positive regulation of autophagosome assembly; negative regulation of insulin receptor signaling pathway
Cellular component (GO): photoreceptor inner segment; cytoplasm; cell body
Molecular function (GO): 1-phosphatidylinositol-4-phosphate 5-kinase activity; 1-phosphatidylinositol-5-phosphate 4-kinase activity; phosphatidylinositol kinase activity
Source: RefSeq, a predicted model, not a curated record
ACUGGGGUACUGAAUAUAAUACGUAAAGGGGGUAAAAAAGAUCCUGCAGCCAAGAAAAUUGAAAACCACAGAGGAACAUAAAGGGAGUGUCAGGAGAUGGUUGAAAGAGUAGUUUGAGGCCACCUUUGAAGGGCCAAGUGGUUGAUGUUUGCCAGAGAAAAGCCAGCAGUUCUGACCAGGGUUACUUUAAAAUUUGCCACAAAUCUCAAAUGACACUCGACCCGGAAGUGUUACUGCCUCCUUUAAUAUGUUCUCCACUCUCUGAAGUCAUUUCUUCCUUUUCACUUCUCCUUGAACUUCACCUAGUGUCCUGUCCCCCACUUCCCCCACCCCGUCCUUCCCUCAGCAUAUAACCUCAUUUAGAAAGCAUUGAACAAAUAGAAGCCGUCAGCUUCCACUCUUCCCACCAUCCCAUCUAAAUUUUGGACAGCUGGGUCCGUCAGUCUACAGACAUGCUGGAGGGGCUGCCCUGCCUGGUUUUGUAGCUGCUAGCUAUAUAUGGCAAUUUAAAUUUCAGCUAAUAAAACUUAAAAUUCAGUUUCUCAUAUCAAGUGCUCACUAGCCACAUGUGGUUAGUGGUUACUGGAUUGAACAGUGCAGAUAUAGACGAUUCCCACCAUUGCAGUGUCUUCCACUGACAUGGCUCACCAUUCCGGGGCCGCCCAUCUUGAAAGCAAAAUAAACUACAGUAACAGCAGAAGCUCUCCUUCACCCUUAGUCUCUCAUUUUAGUGUCUUCUCGUGUUUUCUGUUCCUUUUUUUUUUUUUUUUUUUUCAGAUGAGGUCUUGCUUUUUGGCCUGGGCUGGAGUGCAUGGUGCAAUCAUGGCUCACUGCUGCCUCAAACUCCUGGUCUCAAGCAGUCCUGCUUCAGACUCCCUAAGUGCUGGGAUUAUACAUGUGAGCUACCACACCUGCCCUGUUCCUUUUCAUAGCAGGAGUGAAAAGCCUUGUCUAAAGCUGAGGUCUCCUAUUUCUAUAGAGACACCGUACCUGGCAACCGUCAACUUACCUGCGAUGAUCUCCUUAACUUACCCCAAUCUAGCUUUCACCUCCAGCACACCUAGGAAACUGCUCAAGUCAGCAUCACUGGCAGUGCUAACAUUUUCAAAUGCAGGGGGCUCCUUUUUUUUUGUCUCUUGUUUUCCUUCUGCUUCACUAGCCACUCCUUAGGUGCAGGCUCCUCUUUUGCUCAGUCUGGAAAUGUUGGAAUGCCCCAGGCCUGUGUCCAGGAUCAUCUUCUACAAUUACAUUUACUUUACCUACAUGAUUUCAUUUAGUCUCAUGGCUUUUUAUACCAUUUUACAGUCAUGAUUGAGAAAUUUUUAACUUCAGCUCUAACUUUCCUCUUGGGCUCUAUAUGCAGUUUCUUACCAGGUAUCUUCACAUGAAUAACUAAUAGACAUCUCAGAUGUCCCAAGCAGGCCUCUUGAUUUCCUCCCUGCACUCUGCCCCGUCCCCUGUCAUAACUUAAACUGGCCUCUUCCCGUCUCAGAAAAUGGACCACCAUAGACCCAGGUGCUCAAGCUUAAACGUAGGGAGCAACCUUGAUUAUGCUUUUUUCUCCCCACUCCUUCUCCACAUCCAAUUUUUGAGUCCCGAAUCCACAUGCUUUCUAUUUGAAUCUUCUUUCUCAGGAACACUGUGGUAGCCUCCUGUUUGGUCUCCCGGCAUUCAGUUUUGCCCUGUUUCAGUCCACCUUGUCUGCAGCAGUGGCAGAGGAAUCUUGCUAAACUGUAGAUGAUUUCAUGUCAUGUCCUCAGUUAAACCUUCCAAAGGCUUUACAUUGCAUUUAGAAUAAAAUCCAAACCUUUUCUGACCUGCAGGAUCUUACUGGCCUGGGCCCCACUUUCCUCCUUGCCCUCAUCCCAUAACACCCUCUUCAUGAUUCCUAUGUUCCAGCUGCCCUGCGCUUUUUCUGUUCCUAAAGGCAAGCUCAGAGCAGCCACAGUUCUUCAGUCUUUAUUUUUCUCUUCGUCGGGAAUGUUUUUCCCUCUUUUAUUUAUUUAUUUUUUUAUUUGAGACAAGGUCUCGCUCUGUUACCUGGGCUGGAGUGCAGUGGCAUGGUCAUAGCUCACUGCAGCCUUGAAGUCCUGGGCUCAAGCAAUCCUCCUGCCUCAGCCUCCUAUGUAGCUGGGACUACAGGUGUGCACCACCAUGCCUGGAUAAUUUUUAUAAUUUUUGUAAGAGAUGGGGGGUCUCGCUGUGUUGCCCAGGCUGGUCUUCAACUCUUGGCCUCAAGUAAUCCUCCUGCCUCAGCCUCCCUAGGUGCUGGGAUUAGAGGCAUGAACCACCAUGCCCAGCCUGCCCUCAGAUCUUUGGAUGGUUGGCUCCUAUUAGUUAUUUUAGUCUCUUAGCUAAGGGGUUGCCUUCUCAGAUGGCCUCUCUGACCUCCUAAGCUAAGGGAGCCCCUCCACUAUCAUACUGUUAUUUUCUCUGUGACACUUAACACUGUUUGAAACUGAGUUGUGUACAUUUUUAUUGCUUAUCUCCCUCAACUAGAACAAUAAGUUUCAUAGCAACUGAGACUUUUUCCUAUUUACUAGGUGUAUCCCUGCAUCUAGAACAGUGUGUUUAGAUAGUAGGUGCUCAGUACAUAUUGUUGAAUGAAUGAGUGGGGCUGGGAUUCUAAACCGUAGGCCAUUAGUUCUCAGGUGGUAUACCAUGAGGCCUCCCAUAUUCAAUUUUCAUAAACAUAGAAAGUUGACUUUUGUUAUAAUCAAGCAUAGAGCAUUUUAGAGCAUUUUGCUGAGCGGGUUGUGCAGUGUGUUAGAGAGUGGGGAAAAACUUGCUGCAAAUUGGUGAUAAGAGGUAUGGGGUAACUGCAAGCCAGUGCCAAAGAAAGAGGUUAUGUUUACAGCAGCAUGCAAGAACUGUGUCUUGUGAACACGACAGAAAAGGUUCAGAAAGUAAACAACUUCUUUCAAACAGUGUCAGAUGUUGAAGGGCCGCCAAGUGAACUGCGUGAAGACUAUGAAUGCAUUUCUAAGUAAUCUGAGAUAUUAUGUUAGAAGAGUGUGCUGCAGUGUUAUUACUGACUUGUUCUUUUAAUGGCUUCAGACAUGCCUCUAAAAAUUGUAGUAUUCAGAAGUGUACCAUAAGUUAAAUUUAAGAUUGCAUAAACAUUGUAAGAAUAGGGAUAAUGUCAGUAUCUCAGUCCUUUGUGGGUCUUUUUCUAUUGUGUAUUGUUUCUGCUGGUUCUUCUUCAUGGUGCCUUGUUGCCAUUUAUGUUUGGUUCAUUUUGGCUCUGAGCUGCUCACUUCCUUGGAUAGUCAUUCAGGGAACAUUCUUCAAGUCUUAAGAUAAAGAUGUAUCCUUCCAGAGAGAAUUGUUUGUUUUUGCCACAUGGCUAGGGAUACUGGAGACCAAGACCAUUUGAAACUAAAUUCACAGCUUGGAAUUUUUUGGACCUCAUGGUGAUAUAAAAUUGGGCUGCAGUCCCUGGGGUGGCAUGGUUUUAUUUUUGGUAGACCCAUUGUAGCCUUAUGGAGAAAAGGUUUCCUAUUAGACUUCACACCUUGGGUGGGCCCUAGUCUUUGUCUUCUGUUCCUGUCAACCCAUGAGGCCAUCAAAGCCCUUAGAGCCAAAGUGGCUUCCAUGACUAACUUAUUCUUCCUGCUUCCAGUUUUCACUAAGAUCUUGACAGGCCGACUUCUCUCCUCCCUCUUCCAACUCUUUCAUGCCUUCAAGAAGAUGUUUAAGAACAUAUUUUAUUCAGGACGCUUACUUAUUUUCAGUGCAGAGCUGACCUGAAUAACCCUGUCAGCAGAAAUGCAAAUCAACCUCAAAGUUUCAAAAGAGGGAAUCCAACAGUAAGUGAGACAGUGAGAAGCCAAAGCAUGGUGGCACUUCUGCAGCCUUCCAGGGAUGGAUCUGUGAGGGGAGUCAGUGGGACAGGAGGUGGGACUGCAAGAAGGAAGAAUGCCAUUUCUGUCUUCCAGAGGUGAUGGGAACCUGAGCUUGGGCAGGGGUAACAGACAUUGUUGGAUAACCAGGUAUAGAUGUGGUAGAAGCUGUGUUGUCUAAGUGGCCCAUAGCCUAAAAGGUUUGAAGAUACUGCUGUAAACAAGCAGACAAAGGAUGUGCUUAGAGAGAUUUCAGGUAGAAUCAGCUGGAUUUGGUGACUGUUAGGUAACAGGAAGGAAUCGACAGUGACUCACCUAGGUCAUUUUCUUACCAUUCACACUCUCCAUUACAUUAUUGUUAUUUGGGGGCUGUUAGCUUCUGGCGGGAUACCCCUGCCCCUCUUGCCACAACUGGGAUUGUACACACAGAUACUGUGAGACAGAAGAGGAUUAAUAAACUGCCCUGGGAGAGUUAGUGGUAGGCUCUUGAAAUUCUUCAAGAAUUGAAUUAGCGUGGUGGAUGGAGAAGCUGGAGAAAACAUGUUACAGGCAGAGUAAUGCAUAGAAAAGCAUAAAGGGUAUGUGGCAUUUCCAGGGAACUGCCAAACCCUUCUUCAGGUGCUUCUAUACUUCUCUCCUUCUGAUUUUAUGGUUUUAUUCAUUUCCAUUCUUAUGGACAUGUUCUUAUUUAAAUUACUUUUGUUUGUGUUUCUGUAGGCUUGGUCAUUUAGGCUUAGAAACAUAUUUGCAAGUUGCUAGACACCCUAACAUUCAGAGCUUAGUUUAUUUGUAGUUGUAAUAAAUAAGCCUUGCUUUUGUUUUUUCAGCCUGGACUUUGAGGAAGGUGUUAGGUAUUAGUCAACCCGAGAAUGACCUCUGUAGCAUUCUACAUGACCUGCACAAAGGCUCCAGGUGGUAGGGGCAGGUGGGGGCUGACGUCAGUAUUGCCACCUGCACACCAUAGCAAGGGGCUGCAUUAGCGGGAGACAGGCACCCUUUUUGUGAGUUGUCCGCACAGAGGAGGCUCAUUUUCUGAUGUGCACAGAGGUGCCUGUGUGCUAGCAGCUGCCCUGGUUUGCCUUGCUUUUCUCGGGUCAUGCAUCCAAAAUUUCUCAUGUCACGUUCCCAAGCACUGGUGUCUUUGGAGGAGCGUUCAGGUGGUGUUCAGUCUGGACAGAAGAAAAGAAAGUGGGGUUUAUAAAGUCCCCUUAUAGAUUUGAAUCUGCUUUAGAAAAUGCACCGUUGUGCAGUCUUUGCUGCUGCUACAUACAUGCUUCUAUAAUGCAGAUUCACUUGUAUGAGAUCGGUGCUAUCGGGAAUGUGGUGUAGGAUGUAUGAAUUGGUCCAUAAGCAGUUUUCCUUGAGUAUGCCACUGCCUCCAAGUAUCAGCAGCUAGGUGCAAAGUACACUAAUACAGCUCAAGGCAGCAAGCCAAAUUGAGAAACAGGACUGCAUACCUUGCUCUUGUAUCCGUUUUCUUCCUCCUGACUCCAGCAGGCUUCUGCUCGAUCUCAGAAGUACUCAUUUCAGGGUUCUCUCCAAUCUCUGGACAUUUUCUCCUAGUCUGUGUAACUUAGAAGCUUGGUUACUCCUUGUAUUCCUUCCAUCAAAUGAUCCUCACCUUUGUGUUUCUAAAGUCCAUUAUAUAUCUAUUAGAAAUUACACUAAAAUACUGUUUAUUUUUCUAUUUUUAGGAUUUUUAUUUUUAAGCAUUCUGGUGAUAGAGUUUCAUAGUUUUUCAGUGGUCUGCCUAAAAUCUGGAUUUUAGUGUCUAUGUAGAACUUAGAAAUUUUUCAGAAAUACAUAUAUUGCAUUACAAUAAAAGUGUUUGUAUUUACAAUGUAUUUUGAACAACUAUAUGCCCAGGCUGCAAGUUUCCCAAAGAAAGAUGUAAUCGUUGGUUUUUUUGUUUCCAAGGAUAACCAGGUAUAGAUGUGGUAGAAGCUGUGUUGUCUAAGUGGCCCGUAGCCUAAAAGGUUUGAAGAUACUGCUCUAAACAAGCAGAACAUUAAUUUAUUUGUCGGCCCUUUGAGUUUUCUUACUAAUCCUCUUCUGGCCUGACCAUGUGCCCCUCCCAAGUUUCGCACAUUCCCAGGUAUCUAGUGUGUUCAGUUGUCUCCCUGCGCUACUCAGCAGCUACCUUUUUCAGCAUUGGCCCUAGCUUGCUUCUGUGCCCAGGAACAGGAACAGAAGUUUUCUUCUCAGGGGUCCCCUGUCUCUCUUAGACCAAGUCCACAGGCUUUUACUACAUUAGGCCUUGGAGUACAUUUCCUGUAGAAUCAAAGGGCCAACUUACAAAUGAAUGUUUGGAACACAACCCAUUCAUAAAUUAGGUUCUGCCUGCACCCAGAUGGAAAGUUAAAUGCUUUGGCAUCAGAAGAACUGUUGGGAAACAGAUAUUGUUUCUGAAAUUAUGAUAAAUCCAUAAGGCACUUUCUUUUUGGCACGUUGCGCCAAAGUAGGAGGACAGGAGCAAAUUUUAGGGACAUUAAAAAAAUAGGUUAGGAGAAGCUAAUCUUUUUGUCUAAUUCACUUUCUCUUGCAGUUCUGGCAUCGGAUACUCACAGAUUUAACACAUGCCAAUGAAUAUUUGAGCCAGGAAAUAGCCAAUAGUGAAUAUUUUUAUUAUGUGUUAGAUAAAGCUUCUUUCUUCUUAUGCUUAUUUAGGUGAACUAGAAAUAUGGUUUCAGUGAAAUUUAAGUUCUGAUAAGUACAGAUACAUAGCAUAUUUUCUGAAAAAUUUGAAAAACACACACAAAUAUAAAAAAUUACCAUAACCAUUCUAUCAAGCAACCAGUGUUAAUGUUUUAAUGUUUCUUUCCAAUGUCUUUUUAAAAAAAUCUCAUUGAGACUAUUCUAUGUAUUUAAUCUUACUAUGUAUUCUUAACAAUUAUUUUAAAUUUUUGAUCACUGCUUAAUAAUUAGGUUGGUGCAAAAGUAAUUGUGGUUGUUGCCAUUACUUUCAGUGGCAAAAACUGCUAUUCCUUUUGCACCAACCUAAAUAGUUUAAUGAAGUUUAAUAGUCCAAACAUUGGUCCCAGUAUUUUGCCACCACAAAUAAUGUUGCUGUCAGCAUCUCCCUGUAUGAAACUCUUUCUUAUUUAGGAUGAUUUCCUUAGAAGAGAUUCUCUUUUUGGGGAAUUUACUUGGUCAAAGGGUAUGAAUAUUUUAAGGCUCUUGGUACAUGUUGCCAAGUUGCUUUCAAAAAGGGUUAUACCAGAUUAUAACCCUAGCAGUGUGGCUAAGAGCUGCUUUCCCACAUCUUCUGCUUUCAGGGUUCUAAAUUGAACAGCAAAGAUUGGAAUAAAAAGAUAUCCUUUUUUCCCAUAUGCUUUUAACCCAUUUAAAUCUCUUUAUAGAGAUUUUCAGCAGUUUGACCAAAGAUGUACGCACAUGGGCAGUGUGGGAGUAUCAGGUCUGAGGUUGGAAGAUGGCUUCCACAUAGGCUGCCUGGCCCGAGUCUGCCCUCUGAAAAGAGCUGCUUUCAACUGACCCACUUCUCCCAGUUUUUCUUCGUCGGACUCUAAGCAGAGAGUGCCUGCAUCCCAGAAGCAGGUCGCUGUCCACUGUCUGUGGUUGGUUAAUUUUUGCUGGCCAUAGCCCACAUGAUUUAUAUUAAACUCAAUCCAAUAGCAUUUAAUGGCAGGCAGAAUUCUUCCCAUGUAAGUAGACUAGUCAGGAAUUUGCCUUUCAUUAUCCUCGGUCUGACUGCUUAACGUUAGACUCGACCUAUGGACGAUUCACAUGAACCGUUUCAGAAAAUGUAAUGUGACAUCUGCUAGAGUCCACAAUUACAGGGUGUGUGUGUGUUUGUGUGUGUGUGUGUAUGUGUGUGUUUAAUUUUUUAAAAAAUUUUCCGAGAUGCAGUUUUGCCCUGUUACCCAGGCUGGAGUACAGUGGUGUGAUCAUAGCUCACUACAGCCUCGAAUUCUUGGGUACAAGUGAUUCUCCUGCUUCAGCCUCCUGUAAUAGCUGGGACUAUAGUUGUGUGCCACCAUACCCCGCUAAUUUUUAAAAACAAAUUUUUGUAGAGAUGGGGGUCUUGCUGUGUUGCCUAGUAGGAUAGUCUUGAACUCCUGGGCUCAAGUGAUCUUUCUGCCUCGGCCUCCUAAAGUUUUGGGAUUUCAGACAUGAGCCACCACACCCAGCCUUGCUUUUUAAAUGUUGGAUGUUACCAUCCCUCUACUGUGGUCCUGUAGUUUGGCUUGAAGCUUGAUUCUGUGCGCUAGCCACUCUGUCAAGAAUUAUGUAGUAUAAAUAAUGCCGGUCACUUGUGCUGACCUCACAAACAUUCCGAAGCCUGGCAAGGCAGGUGUGGAAGCUCAGAGCUUUGCCAUCUAACUGAGUACUCAGGCUUCUUUCCAUUUAGAUAAGACACUCAGAAAGGAAAAGCAAUGCAAUUUUAAUUUUUACUUAACAUACAAAGUAGCCUUUUUUUUUUUUUUAAGCUGAAGGAAAUGAACUCCAGAGAACACUGAAGAAAAUUGAAGGAAAAAAGUAGAGCUCUUAGAAAGAAAGGAAAGGUCACGCUUAUAAACUGUAGCCAUCUAGAUAAACUGUUAUUUCCACUUUAUGUGGAUGUAUUUUAUUGUGACAGUGCUAACUACAGUUGCCAAUUUUCAGGAGGCCUAAAUUACUGACUAUUUUAGAUGAAUUCAGGCUUUAAAAUUAGCCCUGGGAUAAUAUAUUUCUUUUAAAAUGGGACCUUAAUUGAUCCUUAUUUUUUAAAGCUUGAAUUAAGUAGAAAAUUAAGGGUCUUUUGUAAAAGAUGAUAAUAUAUAUUUAACUUGGAUGAUUACCUAAUAGAGAAUUAUUCCUUGUUCUAGUAUUUUAAAAUAUUAAAUGUUUGACACAAAAACAGACCAUUCUGAAUAGGCUUUAGGAAGUAGGUGACUUUUCAGUAUGAAUAAACUAUAUGUAAUUUUUCAUUAACUUCAAAAUAAGAACUUUAAAAAUUAUGGAUAUAAAUUUUUAUGCCCUAUUUUAAGAAACUACCCUUUUUUUCUUAUGAGAAAAAUGUCUGCAAGAUUGAAAAAAGCUUCCAUAUAGAGUAAUACAUUGAAUGAAAUGAGUUGUUUUCUACUUAAUCAGAGUGGCCAAAGGCUAUUUCAAAACAAAUUUAUUCCCAUUUCUGAACCUUCAAAUCAAGAGACCAUUUAAGGAUUCAUUUCAAUUUGGUUAUUUAUAAGAAGAAAAGACUAUUCUGAUGGCAUGUAGGAUGGUCCUAAAGUAAUCGGCUCAGCUAAAAACACACUUAUAACAGUUGGGCAUGUCAGCUGAGGAGAGACCCUUAUAGCCUGUGUUUCCUACAAAAACAAAAACACAGUUCUUUUAUGAAAGUAGACAAGUUGAUGGUAUAUUUGGGCUAAAUAAAAUACAAUGUUGACAUAUGUUGAAAUAUUCUAUAGUUGUUACACAUGUUGGCUGAGGUGGUUGUACUGAUCCAGACACAUGGCUGAUACUUUGAGUGGGAACAUAGCCAGUGUGGUUUUAAAAUAUUAUGUCCCUCUGAGGAGGGAUUACAGAUGAUUUUUUGCUUUCUACUUACACCUUUUUAUAGGUUUCUUACAAAAAUAUUGCGCAUGCAGUCUUCUUACAAUUAGGGAAAAAACCCAAGACAUGCUCUAAGGUGAGAUGAGUGGGGGGAAGAAAUCUGUAUACAGUCAGCCCUCUGUAUCCAAGGCUUCUGAAUCUUCAGAUUCAACCAACCACGGGUCGAAAAUAUUAAAGGAAAAAAAUGAAAAAUAAUAUAAGUAAAAGCACCAAUACAGUAAAACAGCUACUUACUGUGACCAUACAUUGUGUUAGGUACUUACACAUGGACUAGAGAUGAUAUAGAGUAUAUGGGAGGAUGUGUGCAGGUUUUAUACAAAUACAAUGUUUUGUAUUAGGGACUUGAGCAUCUGGGGAGUGUGGUAUCCUGGGGAGUCCUGGAACCAAUCCCCCAAAGAUACCAAGGGAAGACUGUAUAUUGAAUUCAGUGAGGCAGAAAUGACUUGUACAUUUUGGUUUGUGAAAUAAAAUAUUCUCUUCAUAUAGGGGAUUUUUCUCUCUGUGUAGCUCUCCUAGGAAAUCCCUUGAUUAAAAGAAAUAUUGAUUGUACUGGGAGAAACAAAUAAUAAAUGAUUCUAAAAGUUGUCACUUUUUGUGAGUUUGGGAAAAACAAGGAUAAACUGCAGUGAUGACCACUAAUUUACCUACAGGUAUCCAAGUUUUUAUUGCAUCUUAGCAGUGAAAAAAAUCGGAGCAUGUGCUCUCAAUAUAUGAAUUUUUAUUUAUAAGUUUUCCUGUGUGUACUACUGAAUUAUUUUGUCUUAUACAUAGAAGUUUUAAAAGGAUCCACUGACGGUAAAUAUUAGUAACUAAAACUUGUUUUGUUAAAAAUUAUUGAUAGCGUGAAAAAUUAUCAUUAGUGUGUAGUGGAUUUUAUUUUUUCAAAUGAAGGUUAUGUGGAUGAGUUUGUAUCACUGUUUUUAAAAAUGGUGAAUAUUUUAUGAUAAAGCAAUUUGAAGGUCUGGUCCUAUAUUCAUUUUGCUAUUUGGUUUUAAUAGCUCAAAAAGUUACCUACAAAGAUACACGGAUCCAAAUGGGUGAAGUGCAUUGUUGACUGUGCUUUCUAACUGGUGAUUCUCAUUUUCACACUGUCCACCAGUUAGAUAAAAAUUUUUCUGGUAAAUUUCCAUUUUUGUGGAUAGCAGUAAGUUCUCAUAAAAUGUGUUCCAGUUUAUGUUAAGGAUAAAGAGGGUUGAAAAUAAAAAACUUUUUACAUUUAUUGAAAAUUUUAAAACAGAUGAGAAGUAUUUUAUAAGUUCUUUGUACAAAAGAUACAAAAGCACAUCUCUUUUCAAAAUACUUUCUGUACAGUCUGAGUUUCUUUUCAAAAAAGCAGUUAUUUUCUUGCACUUCUUAAAACCUCAUCUUUACCUUGAAGGGACUGAUUAAGUAAGGUCAUUGAAAAAAACAUCUGCCAGGUAUUACUGACAGCCACUUGUGAUCACAGAGUAGGUCAGGAAAUUUGGAGCAAAUUGUAUUUAUGUAAGGGAAAAAUGUGUUAAUCAUUCUUAAAACAAUUCUUCUAUGUAUUUUGCCACAAGAGAACUGGAACACCUCUGUAUGGUACAAAACAUUUUUGGGGUCACGCCCCACCUCAUUACUGAAAGGCUUUGUUUUUUAUACUACAUAGAUGGUAGCCCUACAUGAAUAAAUUGAACAGAUGACAGAGGGACCCACUGCCACAUCUUGAGUUAUUUAAGUGGCAUGUGACAUCUAACCUGUGGACCCAAAUAAGGGCUGUCAGUGUUGGUAAAAGCUGCAUUUCUUAGCUUUUAAGGUAAAAUUAAGUGUAAGUAGACAUUCUGACAGUUUCUUCUUGCACUCAGUAGAUUGUCUUGCUUACCCCUCGCCUAUACACAUCACUUAGAUUUUCAGGUACAGUAACCCCUUGGUAUCCCCAGGGGAUUGGUACUAGGAUCCUGCAGACACCAAAAUCCUCAGAUGCUCAAGGCCUUGCAGUCAGCCCUGUGGCACCCAGGGGUAUGAAAAGGUAGUCCGCCGUAUCCAUGGGCUCUGCAUCCAGCCAGUAAUGUAUUUUUGAAUCGCCUUUGCUUUAAUCCGAGGGCUCCGCAUACUCAGAUAAGGUGUGUAAAUGAAGGAGAGAGUGACUCUGGACUUAACACCUCUUUUAUCAUGCUCUCUUCAUUUCUUGGAUUCCAUUAAAAAAAAUCAUAACCCAUCAGAACCAGAUGGUAGUUGUAAUUUUUUUUUUCCUAAUCCCUUCAUGUUAUAGCUGAGAAAGCUGAGACAGUAAAAUAAAGAAACAGUGCUCAGUGAUAGAGCGAGGACCAGAAUUAUGUCUCCCAACGCAGCACCAGGCUGGGUGUGUGUGUUAAGGUCAUCUGUGGGUAGUGUGUCGAUGACUAAGCUCCCCAGAUGGGAACUAGUGGAGAUCUGUUGAUAUCUGACUUUCUAAAAACUAAUUUCUCUCUCAGAUCUCUCGGCUCUGUUCUUUUGUUUCUUAAACAUACGGCCUUGAAAUCAUCUUUAGUUUUUGUCUUUUUGCUUUCUUAUAGACACAUGCUUUGUCUAGCUAUUACUGAAACAUAAAGAAUACUCAUAAAUAGAUUCUCAUUUCCUGAGAAGUUGCCUUCUGAGUGAAUCAACAUGCCAUGUAGAAUCACUCUUGGACUCUUUUUAGUGAUGAUGGUGAAAUCCUUGUAUGUAUUACUCUCCAAAAGCCUUAAAAAUGUUAACAAAGAAUACAUAGGUAAAAUAAAGCAAAAUGCAAUCAGCUAAAAAAAAAAUGAAGUUGUAAAGAUGGGGAGAGAAAAACACAUUUACCAUAAAAUUUUUCACAGUCCUGGUUAAGGAAAUUGACAUUGGAACUUGAAACUUAGGUUUGAAUUUCUUAGCAACCUUGACAAAUCUGUGAUCUAACUAUCCUUGUCUAAUGGGAGGACAGAUACUGGUUUAUUUUCACCCCCUGAUUCUAAGGAAAACUUAUGACCCCAAUCGAUUAAAACAGGACUAAAAUUAAUGGAUAUGCAGAACUAUUUGUUAUUGAGUCCCAUGAAAGCCAAGGCAAAAUGGGACACACACCAGGUAUCAGAGUGAGGCAGCCCAGAGGUACGGCUUUCUCCCAGCCUGGCUGUAAACAGAGAUCAGCCUUGAAUAAAUGAUUCCUUGACGAACAUUUUCCAGUCCAGCUUGGUGAAAAAUUGAGAUCACUAUUGAGUGCCUAAAGGACAUGUUUUCUGCAUUGUUGACUGAAAGAAGAUUCCUAUACCAUAGUUACCUUGGUAUGUAGGUAGUAAAGACCUUGUACCAUUGGGUCAAAUGAGAACCUCACUUGUGGUCUUGUAUGAAGGGCUGUUCCAUCUCUAAGGGAAGGCCGUAAGUGGGGCCUGGAUAUUUCUGAGAAAACAUUUGAUGGUAGUACUCUAUUGAAGCCCCAAAUUCUAAGCUACAGAGCAGAAAAGACAACGUCUAGGAAAAGAGACACCAAGUGCCUACCCCUUUCACAGAAGAAUCUAGCUGCAGCUUCUGUAAUAUGUUUAUUUAGAAUCACAUCCCACCCUGCCCUAGUUCUCAAAUAAUCUAGUGUGGAUUUUAGACAAUUUUCUGUUGUCUAAGACAGAUCCCCAACCCCUACUCCACAGAUGGACCAGUAGUGGUCCAUGGCCUGUUAGGAACUGGGCCACACAGCAGGAGGUGAGCAGCGGGCAAAGGAUCAAAGCUUCAUCUGUAUUUACAGCCGCUCCCCAUUGCUCACAUUACCGCCUGAGCUCUGCCUCCUGUCAGAUCAGCAGCAGCAUUAGAUUCUCAUAGGAGCGCAAACCCUAUUGUGAACUGCACACGUGAGCAAUCUAGGUUACUCACUCCUUAUGAAAAUCUAAUACCUGAUGAUCUGUCACUGUCUCCCAUCACCCCCAGAUGGGACCAUCUAGUUGCAGGAAAACAAGCUCAGGGCUCCCACUGAUUCUAUAUAUUAUUGAGUUGUAUAAUUAUCUCAUUAUGUAUUACAGUGUAAUAAUAGAAAUUAAGUGCACAAUAAAGGUAAUGGUCUUGAGUCAUCCCAAAACCAUCCCCACACCACCCCAGUCCCUGGAAAAAUUGUCUUCCACAAAACCAGUCCCUGGUGCCUGAAAGGUUGGGGACUGCUAGUCUAUAAGAUGGUUUUCUAUUGCACAGUCCAGACUGACAAUGACAAGGAAUUUAGAAUCUCAGCUAUUGUUCUAUUUCCAGCAGCUCUUCCUAUUGAUUAACUAUGAGAAACAUAUUUUUAAGAAGGCUUAUUUUUGGGAAGUUAGAGUUGUGUUGUUUGAGGUGUGCUCCUGAAAGCUGUUUACUCAAACCUUUAUGGGUCAAGUUUUGUGCUGGGAGCAGGGUUUCCCUUGUAGUGAGGAGCUUACACCUGGAAACAUAGCAAAUGACGCAAUGGGAGAGCCACCUCACUGUGGAAUCAGGUAGGGCAUACAUACAGAAAUGAAUUUUAAAUGUUAAAGUAUUUCUAUUUUACACAAAUGAUCAUGUGAGGACUUAGAUUUUAUGAUAAAAAGUAAGGAAUAAAAUUUGAAAAAGCUUUAUAAGAACUUCUGGAAAACAAAAGCAAAAACAAGUCUCCCUGGUAUAAAGAUGCAUAUGCAGUGGAAGGAAAUGUACUGGGGUGGCAAUCGAGCAUCCUGGGAGGAGGAGAAGGGGCAAGAGUCAGAAUAAACAUAGGGCUCUGUCAUGUAUAGGUCUGAAGAAAAGAGGGCCGGUAUAUGGAUGAGCAUUUCGGGCCUUUUAACUACAGAGCUGGAAGAUAAUGCAGGUUCCCAGGAGGUAGGAUGACAAGGACAAAGGAGGGCAGGCCUGAACUAUUCAGGGGACGAGCUCUGGGCUGUUCUGAAUCGCAGAUGCCAUCCUGAAUUGCAUUUGUGUCAAAUAGGCUGCAGUGGUUCAUGCAUACCUUUGCUUCUGUUUGGCACACACCGUCUGAACCUCAGGCAUUUCUUAAGACUUUACCAAAACCAUUCAGUUUUCUUAUUGUAAAAUCGAGACACCACCACCUCUUCUGUCUCCCUUAGGGGGUUACGUGGGGGACCAAAUCCUUUUUUCUACCCUGGAGCAAGUGCCAGCACAGGGAGGUGGUAGAAAUGUUUGCUCAGGUGCCCACAGCCAAUUGAUGCCCCACUGCUCUUGUGUUUGUAUUGAAUCCCUUUGUUAAUUUUUUUCUUGUUUAGAGGAAAUACAUAUGGUGAUUUUGCAAUCAAUGCAGCAUUGCAUAAUAAUUAAAGGGCUAGCCUUGGGGCCAGACUAUUUCAGAUUCUAGCCCUCCCAUUUGCCUUGCAUGAUUACUUAUCUCAAGCUCAGUUUUCUCUUCUGUAAAACGGUUAUUUCUUACCAUGCUAUUAAGAGGACAGAAUGAGGUAAGGAUGACCCAAAUGUCAGUCCAUGUGCACUCAUUGAAUCUUAGGGUUUUUCCUCCCCUUCUUUGGUAUUUGUGCUCUUUGAAGAAAAGAGCACAUAUCUCCUCUUGAAAGAGGAGAUAUGUUGGGUUUUUGUUACUCUCUUCCACAAGAGGAGAUGUAAAAACUUUUCAAAAUUUUAUUUAGUAUUUCAGCUUGUGGAAAACACAUUAAGAUGGCAAAUAAUCUUAAAAUAAAUUAGUGGAGUUAAUGAUUUCCAAGUAGGGGGAACCCUAAUGAUUUAAAUAUGUCCCGAUGCUGUAUUAACUUACAGAGUGUAGCAUAGUGCCUGAGUUCAGAUUUAGGAGCCUACUGGCUGGACUCAGCACUUAUUAGCUGUGUGACCUUGGGCAAGUGAAUUAAUCUCUCUGUACCUCAGUUUUAUUAUUUAUACAACGUGGGUAGUAUUAGCACCUAGAUUUUGGGAUUGUUCCCCCAACCUCUACUCCAAAAUAGGGUUUUUUUGAGGUUUAAAUGAGUUAAUAUACAUUAAACCCUUAGAACCAUGCCUGGCCCUGUUUGCUGUUAUUUAUUAUUGUUAUGAUGCUGCUGCUGUAGUGUGAAUAAAGUCAAGAGUAAUUUAAGUUUUGAGAAAUACUUAAUUAUAAUAAAAUGUCUUUGGACAAGCAGUUAUAAGGAUUUUUUUUUCCCCCUGCAGGGCUCAAGUGUUUGAAAAGAAUCAAUGAACUGAGCCAUGUUCAAAUCCCUGUUAUGUUGAUGCCAGAUGACUUCAAAGCCUAUUCAAAAAUAAAGGUGGACAAUCACCUUUUUAACAAAGAAAACAUGCCGAGCCAUUUCAAGUUUAAGGAAUACUGCCCGAUGGUCUUCCGUAACCUGCGGGAGAGGUUUGGAAUUGAUGAUCAAGAUUUCCAGAAUUCCCUGACCAGGAGCGCACCCCUCCCCAACGACUCCCAGGCCCGCAGUGGAGCUCGUUUUCACACUUCCUACGACAAAAGAUACAUCAUCAAGACUAUUACCAGUGAAGACGUGGCCGAAAUGCACAACAUCCUGAAGAAAUACCACCAGUACAUAGUGGAAUGUCAUGGGAUCACCCUUCUUCCCCAGUUCUUGGGCAUGUACCGGCUUAAUGUUGAUGGAGUUGAAAUAUAUGUGAUAGUUACAAGAAAUGUAUUCAGCCACCGUUUGUCUGUGUAUAGGAAAUACGACUUAAAGGGCUCUACAGUGGCUAGAGAAGCUAGUGACAAAGAAAAGGCCAAAGAACUGCCAACUCUGAAAGAUAAUGAUUUCAUUAAUGAGGGCCAAAAGAUUUAUAUUGAUGACAACAACAAGAAGGUCUUCCUGGAAAAACUAAAAAAGGAUGUUGAGUUUCUGGCCCAGCUGAAGCUCAUGGACUACAGUCUGCUGGUGGGAAUUCAUGAUGUGGAGAGAGCCGAACAGGAGGAAGUGGAGUGUGAGGAGAACGAUGGGGAGGAGGAGGGCGAGAGCGAUGGCACCCACCCGGUGGGAACCCCCCCAGAUAGCCCCGGGAAUACACUGAACAGCUCACCACCCCUGGCUCCCGGGGAGUUCGAUCCGAACAUCGACGUCUAUGGAAUUAAGUGCCAUGAAAACUCGCCUAGGAAGGAGGUGUACUUCAUGGCAAUUAUUGACAUCCUUACUCAUUAUGAUGCAAAAAAGAAAGCUGCCCAUGCUGCAAAAACUGUUAAACAUGGCGCUGGCGCGGAGAUCUCCACCGUGAACCCAGAACAGUAUUCAAAGCGCUUUUUGGACUUUAUUGGCCACAUCUUGACGUAACCUCCUGCGCAGCCUCGGACAGACAUGAACAUUGGAUGGACAGAGGUGGCUUCGGUGUAGGAAAAAUGAAAACCAAACUCAGUGAAGUACUCAUCUUGCAGGAAGCAAACCUCCUUGUUUACAUCUUCAGGCCAAGAUGACUGAUUUGGGGGCUACUCGCUUUACAGCUACCUGAUUUUCCCAGCAUCGUUCUAGCUAUUUCUGACUUUGUGUAUAUGUGUGUGUGUGUGUGUUGGGGGGGGGUGAGUGUGUGCGCGCGUGUGCAUUUUAAAAGUCAUAAAUUAAUUAAAACAGAUCCACUUCGGUCAGUAUGUGUCCCAACAAAGACCCUUUGAUUCCAGCUAUGGCCGAAUGAAUGAGUGAGUGAGUGAGUGAGUGAAUGAACACACGUGUGGGGGAGGGGAGAAGGAAGUGCAUGAUGUCAGGCACCGUGUUGGCAUCACACAACAAACUGUGGAUCAGUUUUUUUUUUUUUUUUUUUUUUUUGGAGUUGAAAGAUGUGAGACAGUAUUCAGAAUAAUGAAGAUAAUAAUGAUGAUUAUUAUAAUAAUGAUGAUGAUUCCAAGGAAAAAACCUACAGCGAAUGUUCCAUUUCUACCCCGCACGCAGACACUCUCCCUAACACUGAUAACCUGAGCCCCCAGCACUGGACGGAAGAAUGCUGGCGUCUCCGUGUGUACUGGUUCAGGGUUCUGGCCCCAGCCUUGUCAGGACCCCCUGGUGUCCAGAGCCCCCACCCCUCCCGCAACAAGCAGCUGAUGCCCCAGUGAUUCUCUAUACAUUUUUCACCUCGGCCAAUAUGUCCAGGAAAACUGCUUACUUCUCUUUUCUUGCCUGGAGCCUUCAUUGUUCACCCUUACGUUGCAAUAUAGGAAUUAAUGCUACAAAAUAAAAGUAAAGCUUACCUGAAAAGUGCAUAGUUUGGGGCAAUGGUAUCUACAUCUCCCACUGUGGGAAAACCAGCAAAGCAUCAAAACUCUCAAUUCUCCUGUUACCAAAUGCAGAUCUGAAUUAUAAGAUGUUUAUGUUUGACCAUUGUUUCAACAAUGGGAUUUUGUUACGAAUUAUCCCUUUAACUGAAACCCUCAGUUUUACUGUUUACAUUAUUAGGAAAACAGGGAUAUCUUUUGAAUCUAAAAAUUUGAUGUACAGCAUGUGAUUUUUGAAGUUUACAUGUAAAGUCACAGUAUAGGUGAAAUAACGUUUGUCAUAUUUUGAGACGUAUCCUGCAGCCAUGUUUUUACGUGAGUGUUUUAGUCAAAGUACAUGGUAGACAGUCUUUCACAAUAAAAGGAAAAGGAUUUUUUUUUCCUCCAAAUGUACAUUUAUCAACCUAAUGAUUGAUUUUUUUAAAAAGAGAUUUCGCCCCAGUCUGGUUUAUGAAAGUUCAUUGCCCUAAACUGUGCUGAUUGUUUUUAAUCAAGUUAUAAAUUUCCAACCUAGAUCAUGUAUCUACCAACUCUCCUGCAUUUUCCAAAAGGCAUUGAGCUUAAAUAUUAGUCUUGCUUAGAGUAGGUUAUCCACUUACAUGCUGCGCUAAAGCCAUGCCUUUGAAACUCCUUGUUUAAAACAUGAUAUGAUUUUUGUGGGCAGUUUCAGAAAAGAAAACAAACAAACAAAAAUCGACCCUUUAAUUAUUACUUGCAACUCAACAGAUCUCCCUGCCGUACUGCCUUUUCCAGGAACUUUACUUCAGGGCUGUCCAGAUUGCAGCUGUGCCCCGUGUAUGUGGAUCUAGUUCACAGAGUCUUUGGAAGCCAGCAGUCGUGCCCUCCGUAUACUGUCCACUCAUUUUAUGUAGAUUUGGUAUCCUCAGCAGCCAGUGUUAACACCACUGUCACGUAGUGUACAGAUUCAUCUUUUAUGUAUUUAAAGUAAUCCAUACUAUGAUUUGGUUUUUCCCUGCACCAUUAAUUCUGGCAUCAGAUCAGUUUUUGUGUUGUGAAGUUCUACUGUGGUUUGACCCAAGACCACAACCAUGAGACCCUGAAGUAAAGAUAAGGUACACAUACAUUAUUUGAGUAACUGUUUCCUUGGGGGCCAAUCUGUGUAUGCUUUUAGAAGUUUACAGAAUGCUUUUAUUUUUGUCUAUAACAAACAGUCUGUCAUUUAUUUCUGUUGAUAAACCAUUUGGACAGAGUGAGGACGUUUGCCCUGUUAUCUCCUAGUGCUAACAAUACACUCCAGUCAUGAGCCGGGCUUUACAAAUAAAGCACUUUUGAUGACUCACAAGAUGAAUCCUUUUUUCCUCUGUCCCAAUUGUGUGUCUCUGUUCCAAACACAUUUUAAAUACUCGGUCCUGACAGUGUCUUUAGCUAAUCCUUGAAGAAAUGAAAGUGGAAUUGAA